AUGAUGCAUCAAGGACCCCAAGCUCCGAACACCGACGACGCGUUACCGUCCGAGGAGCUUCGCAAGCACAAGAGAGCCUUCUCUGGGGUGACCAACGAGCCUCUGUGGAGAUCAGCCGCAGCCGUCGAUCCCCCACCGUCAGUGUCCCGAGCCCAAGUUGACGCGACGUGCAACCGAACCGUCACACCCAGCUGUGUCAGAGCACUCUACAAUGUCCCUGCAAACGUUCCUGUCAGCAAAGCUCGUGGUCUCGGUGUAUAUGCCUCGCAAAGUCAGGUCCCAAAAUUCGCAGACUUCGCCCUCUUCGCGAAGAAUAUCGACCCGCCGUCCGCCGGGGUCAACUUCUCCUUUCUAAGCAUCAAUGGCGGCGUCACAAGCCAGGAUCAGAAUCAGUUGUCGAAUGCCGAGUUGAACUUUGACAUGCAGUACACUGCGUCUCUCUCGAACCCCGUGCCUAACAUUGUCACCGCCGUCGCUGGUGAUGGUCCCAUCAAGCUGGAGUUGGGAGGUCAACCUGGGGAUACCACGGAGCCAUGGCUCAUCUGGCUCGAUGCCAUGCUCAAGCUUCCUGAUGAUCAGCUCCCUCAUACUAUAACCACAAGCUUUGGCGAGAACGAACAAUCCCUGCCUGACGGCUACAUUCAGCAGAUUUGCAAUCAGUUCGGUGCCCUUGGUGCUCGAGGCGUCACCAUGUUCGCUGCUUCGGGAGACUCUGGGCCAGGAAAUACUUGCGUGACCAACGACGGCACCGCCAGUACACGCUUCAACCCAGUCUUCCCCGCGGUAUGCCCCUUCGUCACCGGCGUCGGUGGAACAAAGAACGUAGCUCCUGAACAAGCGUUCCCUUUCUCGAGCGGUGGAUUUUCGGACAAGUUCGCCAGGCCAGCAUACCAAGACCAAGCUGUUCCUCCGUACCUCAAGACGGUUGGCAACAAGUUCCAGGGCCUCUUCAAUGCGUCGGGCAGAGGCUUCCCAGACGUGAGCGCUCAAAGCUUCAAUGCGACGUUCUUCACCGGUGGUCAGCUUGGCGGCUUCCAAGGAACGAGUGCAGCGGCACCGAUCUGGGCUGGCACGGUUGGUAUGGUGAAUGCCGCUCUCAUCCAAGCCGGAAAACCUCCGAUGGGGUUCAUCAACCCAUGGCUGUAUGGCGCUGGACUCCAAGCCAUUAAUGACGUGAAGGUUGGUGCUUCCACUGGGUGCACGGGGACGACUGCUUUUGGAAGUCAACAGUUCCCGCCUCAAUUUGGGGCCAAACUUGUGCCAAACGCGUCUUGGCCCACUGCUCCCGGCUGGGACGCUGUCACGGGUUUGGGCACUCCGGAUAUUGGCAAGAUGCUUGCAUUGAGGAUGGCAAUGUGA
Molecule: messenger RNA, 1359 nt
Organism: Colletotrichum chrysophilum
Lineage: Eukaryota; Fungi; Ascomycota; Sordariomycetes; Glomerellales; Glomerellaceae
Exons: 1
Coding region: 1-1359 (452 amino acids)
Biological process (GO): proteolysis
Molecular function (GO): tripeptidyl-peptidase activity; serine-type endopeptidase activity
Source: RefSeq, a predicted model, not a curated record